UUUAAUAACUAUUUUUUUUUUCAAACUAAUUUAUCUACCUCAAACGUUUAUUUUUUAUAAUUAAUUACUAUGCGUUUGUGUUAGAUGACAUAUCUAAAUCAUAAAACGCGUUAGCCAGAGUUGCUGACUAUGUUCGCUUUAAAGAAAUCUCUGACCACAUUGGCUGGCCGCCGAUUGCGUGGGACAAAGUUGUUUCUAACUGAGGCAUACAGGUGUGAAGACGUGUGGCAAGAACGGCUGGACUGUUCGUUGCUAAAGAAAGUCGAACCUGAAGUGCUGUACCACAAGUUGUCCACCUCUUUGGAACAAGGAUCGAAGCAAAUUAGUGCCGUUGAUCUGGAUGUGUUUGCUAACUCAUUGACAGACAAUACAUAUUUAGAGGAGUURGAGGAACUCACGCAUAAGUUUCGUUUGUCUGCGCAGACCGGCACGCUGCUGCCAUCCACACAUCAUGCGGUCGUGCGGUUGCUUGUUGCAACAAAUAGUGUCAAUGACCUGAUUAGGAUACUGAAGGAUCGCCUAAAUUACGGAAUUUUUCCCGACUACUAUCUGUGUAAUUUACUAAUGGACCGUUUCUUAAAAGACAAUGAUAUUCGAAAUGCURCAGUGAUCGCUUCCAACCAAAUGUUACAAGAAGAACUGGACAACGAUAUUACCAAAGCCAUAGGAUUAUAUUCUUGUUUGAAAUAUAUCACCAAUCCCCCUGAAUGGGAGGAUGCAAAACCAGAAACAGAAAAAGCAAAUAAUGAUGAUGAUGAAGAAGAUAGAAGAGUACGUGUCGACUUUUUGAGAAAUCCAUAUUUUGAUGAUCACUUUGAUUUGGUAGAUGGUGAUCACUUAGUUGGAAAAACUAUGUUAGCGAUUAGUAGAAAAAUUAAUAAUACUAUACUAAGCAAUAGCAUUAAGACUCUUGGAUUAACUUAUUAUAACCGAUGGAGUGAUUUAGGUGAUCAUCUCAAAAAACCUGAUGCUUCUGUGUAUUUGGAAACAAUUGAGUUGGCAAUUGCUGCUAUAGAUAAAAGACCACCUGAAAAUGCAGAGCAAUUAAAAGAUUCACUUUCAAAAUUGAAAAUCGAAAACAAAAAUUUAACCGAAGAAUCAAAAAACUUUGUAAAUGAGGCAGUAUCUAAAAAUGAAGAAAAAGAAAUACAGAACCAAAAAACGAUUUACAAACAAUGGGAAUCCUUCAGGCGAGAAGAGCUAUCACGAUACCUUGACCAUUUAAAUAAGUUAAAACGUUUACAAAAGGUUCAACAGGCUAAACAGGAUCUCAAAGAAAAAGAACAGUUGUUGUUCUUCUUUGAUAAUGAACACAAACAUGACCUAGUUAAAGAAGAAAAACUGAAAAGAAUGAAAAAGACAGUGAUUAAAGACAAGAACCUUAAAGAUGAUUUAACAUAUGUUCCACCAGAAAUCAGAAAACCUGGUUUCAAACGAGAUUAA
This is a messenger RNA of Diuraphis noxia (Russian wheat aphid), 1443 nucleotides long. RefSeq lists its product as uncharacterized. NCBI's taxonomy places the organism in Eukaryota, Metazoa, Arthropoda, Insecta, Hemiptera, Aphididae. Gene Ontology annotation, cellular component: mitochondrion. The record is from RefSeq and is a predicted model, not a curated record.